This is a messenger RNA of Octopus bimaculoides (California two-spot octopus), 1949 nucleotides long. Its product is annotated as interleukin-1 receptor-associated kinase 4. Gene Ontology annotation, molecular function: protein kinase activity; ATP binding. NCBI's taxonomy places the organism in Eukaryota, Metazoa, Mollusca, Cephalopoda, Octopoda, Octopodidae. Gene Ontology annotation, biological process: protein phosphorylation. Gene Ontology annotation, cellular component: plasma membrane. The record is from RefSeq and is a predicted model, not a curated record.
UCACUCUGGACAUUUUUACUUUCAAAGUUGACGCAGUUUUUAAACAAAAGAGAAAUUUAUACCUCGAUUUCCAUUAUUAUCCAACUUUGUCACAUUGUGGUACCAUAAAGGAGAGGACAAAAUACAUAAAUAUGAUCACAACUUUCUAAAGAAAAAAAUCUGACUUUCAAUGUUAACGCUGUGUAGACUAAGUGCAUCCUUCACCAACUGAGUGCAGCUUUCACCAGCAGAGUGUAGCCUUGACCUACAGAGUGCAGCUUUCACCUACAGAGGGGUAACUUCACUCAGGAAAAAGCCAUGCAUCGCAACAUUUCAGUCAACGAAGACACUUUAUUACGUGUGUUACCUGUCUCUGUAAUCCGACAUUUAUCAAACCUCCUUGACCCUAACGAUGUUUGGGAAUUACUUCUAGAGAAUAUACCACUCCAUAUUGACCAACAAAACUCUCCACCUCGAUACACGGCACAAGAUGCACAGAAUAUUCAAGAUCGAAGUCGACGAUCAGCUAAAAGUCCCACCCGGAUUAUUCUAGAAGAUUGGGGUAUGCAAAACCCUCGAAUUAAGCAUUUAAUGAAGGCCCUCAUGGACUCUGAUCUUGUUGCUGCUGCAGACUAUGUUGCUGUCGAUGUUCUAAAAGGUUCGUCUGUGAAGCAGUCAAAUUGCAUAGGAGAAAAUCGAGAUAUAUAUCUGGGGAGGCAAAUAUCACCAGUAUCAAAUCAAAAUAAUUUUGACACACCUUCCAACAAAACAACAAACUGCUGUGAGAAAAGAAUCAUGCAAUCUUUGCCACAAGAACAUAGUGAAAGGAGAAACACUUCGAUUGAUAAUUCUUCCAGACGAAGUUCGUCGGAUGUUUCUGAACUCCCCACUAUAGAAAUGAGAUCUGUACUACAUUACUCUGUCAGCAGUUUAGCGCAACAAAGCAGCUUCCCUGUCGGACAGCCGAACCCGUUUGCAGAAGCUUUUACAAAGAAGGCCACAGAGAACGAUGACACACCUGCAGUAUUGAAGCAACUACUCAACUUACACAUAGCUGGAAAUGAUGAAGCAUUCAGUAAAAUUGAAUACUCCUUACUCGAGGAAAUCACAAAUAACUUUGAUGAUUGUAGUUUAUCCGAUGGUGGUCGCCUAUUGGGCAGCGGCGGCUUUGGUUCCGUCUAUCUUGGAAUUGAAGGUAAAGAACAUGUAGCUGUGAAACGACUAUAUGAUACAACUAACGAUCUCGUUAAACAGUUUGAAACAGAAUUAAAUGUACUUAAAAAGUAUGAUUUUCUUUUUCUUUUGUUCUUUUAUUUUAUUUUUAACAAAGUCGUCCACAGAGACAUUAAAAGUGCAAAUGUCCUUCUCGAUAGAGACUUUAUCCCUAAAGUUGGGGAUUUUGCUACAGCCCGGCCUGGCCCUAUGGGAAACAACACAACAACAGUAUCAACAGCUAUUGUUAUGGGAACAUCAGCUUAUCAAGCACCUGAAGCUCGUUUGCACGAUAUUUCUGCAAAAUUAGAUUCUUUUGGUUUCGGUGUGAUUCUUCUAGAAUUAUUGACCAGUUUGCCUGCCUUUGACAUGAACCGAGAAGAUCGAGAUUUGAAAUCUCAUAUAUUAGAGAACUUUGAAGAGACAGAUUUCAAUGGUUGUGUUGACCAGGAAGCUGGCCGAUGGUCACUUGCCUUGGUGUCCAGUAUUUACCAAAUAGCAAUGGAAUGCCUACAGGAAAGAAAGAAAAAACGAGUUACUGUUGGAGAGAUUUUACCACGUCUUGAGAAAUUGGAAAACUGCUGACAAUAAAUUAACUGUGGAAUUGAGGAUUAAAUAAACCAUGGAAACAACCUGCUGAAUCUCUGCUCCCAACAACCCCACCCCUAUUUCACCCAUCCAAUCCAACCACGACCGCUGCCACCGAUAAUUACUUCUGCUGCUGUUGAAAUGCGUACCAUAAUUUAAAAAAAUAUAUA